GGAGUCCUGGUUCCAUCUUCAGCCAUCUCUUCGUUCUGUCUCUAUCAUCUCUCCCUCUCCUCUCUACACGGGAAGAACAGAUGGGAGGAGACGCUUCUCCUGAUAGUGUUUUUUCCUGCAGCGGAGAAAACGCCUCUGCUGCCUGCGGGUCACGGGUCCGAUCACUCACAUCCCUCACGCUGCAGGUUUCUUUCGUUGGGGUGUGCCCGCACCUUUUUUUCUUUUUUCCUUACAUGGAUCGAGGACAUUUCGUUACUAACUGGAGGUGCGACCUUUGUGUAAAUCUCAGCUGGAUUUUAACCUUCCCGAUUGGCCCCUAAAAUGAGAGUACGGACAGAUGCGCUCCUUUCAUCCUUUCUCUGGCCGCUGAUGCACUAAAGAUGCGGCUGGUCGUGCGGGUACCUGUACAGUUUUUGCACCGGUAGACUGAUCCAUUUUCGAUGCUGCAGAAUCCAAAGGGACUAAUAAAGAGAUUUACCUAAGAAGCGAAUUCACCACAGACAUCCUUCCAGAUGGAUAACUACUCUGCUCUACCGCUGCAGUGUCUGGAAAUGACCACUAAGCGAAAGCUGAUUGGCCGGCUGGUGCCAUGCCGCUGUUUCCGUGGUGAAGAGGAAGUGAUAUCAGUGCUGGACUACUCUCAUUGCAGUCUUCAGCAGGUCCCCAAGGAGAUCUUCAGCUUCGAGAGAACUUUAGAAGAGCUCUACCUGGAUGCCAACCAGAUUGAAGAAUUACCCAAGCAACUCUUCCAGUGCCAGGCCCUAAAGAAGCUGAGCUUGCCUGAUAACGACCUUUCCAAUCUUCCUACCACCAUCGCCAGCCUGGUUAACCUCAAAGAGUUAGACAUCAGUAAAAAUGGAAUCCAGGAGUUUCCAGAUAAUAUAAAAUGCUGUAAAGGCCUGUCUGUGGUAGAAGCCAGCGUCAACCCCAUAACAAAACUCCCAGAUGGUUUUACGCAGCUCCUGAAUCUGACCCAGCUCUUCUUAAAUGAUGCCUUCCUGGAGUAUCUGCCCGCUAACUUUGGCAGGCUCUCCAAACUACGGAUUCUGGAGCUGAGAGAGAACCACCUGAAAACGAUGCCAAAGUCCAUCCACAGACUGACACAGCUGGAGAGGCUGGAUCUGGGUAGCAAUGAAUUCUCUGAAAUGCCAGAGGUGCUGGAACAGAUACACAGCCUUAAGGAGCUGUGGCUGGAUAACAACUCUCUACAGUCUAUACCUGGGUCAAUAGGGAAGCUUCGUCAGUUGCGGUACUUAGAUUUGGCCAAAAAUCGCAUUGAGUCUUUGGACAGUGACAUCUCUGGCUGUGAGGCCUUAGAAGAUCUACUGCUAUCCUCCAAUAUGCUGCAGCAUCUGCCAGACUCUAUAGGAAUGCUGAAGAAGCUGACCACUCUAAAGGUAGAUGACAACCAGCUGACCGCACUGCCUCACACUAUUGGGAGUCCGAAGCCAAAGCAAGGCCUGUCUCUUUUGGAGGAGUUGGACUGUAGCUGUAAUGAGCUGGAGUCGUUACCUCCCACUGUUGGCUACCUGCACAGCUUGAGAACUUUUGCUGCAGAUGAAAACUUCCUCAUAGAGCUGCCACGGGAGAUUGGUAACUGCAAGAAUGUGACGGUGAUGUCACUUCGGUCCAACAAGCUGGAGUUUCUGCCUGAUGAAAUAGGGCAGAUGACCAAACUACGUGUUCUUAACCUCAGCGACAACAGGUUGAAGAAUCUACCGUUUACCUUCACCAAGCUGAAGGACUUGGCAGCUCUGUGGCUCUCUGACAAUCAGUCCAAAGCUUUGAUCCCACUGCAGACAGAAGCUCAUCCAGAAACCAAACAGAAGGUUUUGACCAACUACAUGUUUCCACAACAGCCCAGACAUGAUGAAGAUUAUCAGUCAGAUAGUGACAGCUUUAAUCCAACACUGUGGGAAGAACAAAGACAGCAGAGAAUGACCGUUGCCUUUGACUUUGAGGACAAAAAAGAAGAGGAAGACAACUCUGGGAAGGUCAAGGUGGAAAUAAACUUAAAGCGCUACCCAACCCCAUACCCCGAAGAUCUGAAAAACAUGGUCAAAUCAGUGCAGAGUCUUGUGGGUAAAGGCAUGCACCCUGGACAUGGGCACCAGCAUCAGCUGAGCUCAGGCAGCGCCACCUCAGCAGGAACCAACAUGGAACAUACACACCUCAGCAAAGAAUCAUAUGAGCCACCAUGGCCCCUGCCUCCUAAAGAGUUGAUGCAGGUAUUUGAUUCAUUUGAUGGACGAAAUGAAACUGUUUGCCAGGUGACUGACAGAGAGAUGCAGGACUUCUCUCAGUCUCAGUUAAUGGAUCAAGGAUCAAUGCAUAACUCUGGCAUUGACAUUCCCAAGAGGAAGGACAAAGAGGACUUGACAGAGAGCUCUGAGGACUCAAUGGGUGGUUCUCCGAACGAUAUCCGUAUCUCAGACAUGAGGCCAACUCUGGUGGAGCCACCAAUGUACAAACCAAAGGUGGUACUGCUGGGGAAGGAUAAAAAAGAGUCAACAGAUGAGGAGGUGGAUAAACUCCACUGUCUGAACCACAGUGGUUCCUCAGCCACCUACUCUGACUACUCCCCCUCCCAGGGCUCCUCAGGCUCCUCCAAUCCUUCCGCCAACACACACUCUCAUGCACACUCACACAAUCCUGGCCUGCAGGCCCCAAAUAAAGACCAAGCCCCUCAAACACAUUGGACCAACAGACUUGCCCAGUCAUUUCCAAAGCCUAUUGACUCCAAACCCCUGCUGUCUCAGAGAGAAACUCCUCCAUCAGGAACCCUGCAGCAACGGGGAGAUCGGCGUCCGCUCAGCGAGCCUUUUGAUUGGUCUGAGGCUCAACACUAUGAUAACACAGGUUUUGAUGCUGAAGAAUCUCCUAUGGACCCUCCAUCCUCUAAUACAAGUCAGGGUAACCCUCCUCUGGGCUCCAAACCCCGCAGUCAGUCAGCACAUGGCCGCCGGCCGCUUCUCAGGCAAGAUCGGAUUGUAGGAGUCCCUUUGGAGCUGGAUACCCAAACACUCCCCUACCACGGUAACCAACGUUCAAAUGCGGAUAAUGACCAUCAGUCCUCUGGACCUCCCUCCCAGAACCCCUGGCAGAACUGGACCAGAACUCCCAGCCCUUUGGAGGACAGAACCGCUUUCCCCUCGAAGCUGGACCUGACACCCACCUCAAGCCCCAACCCUGAUCGUAAAGACAUUGACUCAAGACUGGAGCAAGGCUCAGGACCUCUGCCUGGAAGCUGGACAUAUCACAACAGUCAGGGGGAGCAGAUCAGGAAGGAUCAGCUCAGUGUUGGUGGAGGAAACAAAGUAACAGUGGUGAUGAGUAAAAGCUCAGACCGACUCUCUCCAAUGAUGAGGGAGACGCGAUCCAAGUUUAAGAAGUCCCAGAGUAUAGAUGAGAUUGACAUUGGCUCCUACAAAGUCUACAGUAUUCCUAUGGAAAGCUACAGUUCAUCCAUUGAACAGCAGACUAGUUUGGACCGUCAAGAGCUCCCUGGUUCCAUGGAGCAGACCAGCAUGUCAAGGUCUCAGUCUGCACCCAUGUUAGACGAUGAGAUGGGCUUCCCAGGACAUGGAGGUAGCAGCCAGAAUCAGUCUGGACAAAAUCAGAAACCUACCAUUCCUCACAAGGCCUAUCACUUUGACCAAAACUACAACCCCCAGAUGACCAUAGAUCGCAGAAUCCCUCCCCCCUUCCCUAACACACCAGAUUAUGUUAACCACUCAUCAAAGGCCAUGGAUUACUUGAGUCAGCCUGGGAAGACACUACCCAAGGAGCUUGUGAGUCCUCGUUAUCGUGCGUAUCCACCACUGGAGAUGUUUUCAUUCCCCCAAGGCCCAAUCAACCAGGACGGUUCCCACAGCCAGCAGCAGCAGCAGCAAACUAUCUCAACUCAGCGCUCCAGGCCAGGCUUUUUGAGGAGAGCUGAUUCUUUGGUAAGCUCUACAGAGCUUGCCUUAUUUCGUAGAGUUCAUGAAGCCCAGCAGGAGGCGCUACAAGAAGCUCAGUACAAGCAGCAGACGGACCCCCCUCAUUAUAGUCGGGCUCUUGCCUAUUCCUCCCCCAUGGAACACUCUGCCCUGACCAACAUGUCUGACAACCAAAACCAAAUGAUGCACAACAAGAGAAACGGUCGCUAUGAUGAUGACUAUACCACAUACCAGGAACAGAAGAAGCCCAUGAUUGGUUAUCCGACCAAAAGUCUGACUCAGCGUCGCCCCCUGUCAGCUAGGAGCUACAGUACUGAAACCUAUGGAGCAUCUCAGGCCCGUCCGGUGUCAGCUCGUCCAACCAUGGCUGCUUUGCUGGAGAAGAUGCCACCCGACUACACUUUGGCAACAUGUCCUGAGAAACCGUCUGAGGACACCAUCAAAGUUAGACCUGGUGUGCAGCCGAAACCAGAGGACAUCACUUCAAAGAUGCCAGCUGACUGGAGGCAACAACUUCUUAGGCACAUAGAGGCCAAACGAUUGGACAGGAGUGGUGUCCUAAAGCACAACACGCUCACGCUGGGCAUGCUCUAUCAGGGUCACGGCCAGGGGCGCAGCACCACUUUGAACUUUAACCUUUAUAAUAACACUAGGCAUGAGCCCCCUGCUGGCCGCUGGCUGCCACUACCUCCUCCUCCAUCUGCCAUCACCACACCUUCCCAGCAGGCUGCAAUGCUGGAUAAUGACCAAGAGGAGGUCCCAGGGAGCAACCAGUGGGCUCCCUACUCUCUUGGUCGAAGAGACGUUCCUCCAGAGAACCUCAUGAAAAAGGGUGGACAUUCACACAACUCCUCACAUCAGUCACACAACACUAUGAUCGUCACCUCCACCUCUUCCUCCUCGUCCACUGUGCCGCAUCGUGUCGUUGGGCAGCAGGUUUAUGAUGGGAUGAUGAACAAGGGUGGGCAAUACCAGCAAGGAAUGUCCCUGUCAGUAGUACCUGCUGGUGGCCCCGGGCAGUACCAAGGCAAUGUUUCACAGGCUCUUUCUUCCCCUGGCCAGGCUUAUCCGAGUAGUGGCCUGCCCAUGGCCCUGUCAUCGUCUGGAAACCAAUCUCAAUACAACCCUCACUCCUCCCAUCAGUCCUCCAUGCCUGCAACCAAUCCACAGUAUCAUGUCAAUCAAGGCAUGGUCCACAGCAACCAGUCCGUCAUGACUUCCCACAACAACCCGAGACCUCAGAGUGCUCGAUGUCUGCUACAAACUAAAGGCCAGAAAAGCAUGGAUGGUUACCAAGAGCAGUUGUGUGUGAGAAUAGAGAAGAACCCCGGCCUUGGCUUCAGUAUCUCUGGUGGCAUCAGUGGCCAGGGGAACCCCUUCAAACCCUCCGACAUGGGUAUCUUUGUUACUAGGGUACAGCAUGACGGGCCUGCUGCCUCCGCACUGAAGCCUGGAGACAAGAUACUACAGCAUGACUGUGUAGCUCCUCCUCUUCUCUCUCUUUUCCCCCAACAGUGAUGUGUUACUGAGAUAAUGAUGGCAGUGACCCUCCAUCCUUCCACAAACACUCACACAUUGACAUGUGUAUGGAAAAUCUGCAGAACACAUACCUCUAUACACGAAUGCGAGCACACACACAUGCUGUUGACUGUGCUGCGUGUUUGCCUUGCAGGCUAAUGGACAUAGUUUUUUACACAUGGAGCACGAGACAGCCGUCUCCCUGCUGAAGAGUUUCCCUCGGACAGUGGACUUGGUGGUUCUGAGAGACAGCAGCACGCGAUAGAAAUAGUUUUAUAAUAAACAGAUCCACCUCCCACCUCUACUCAUCUCCACUCAACUCUGCUGGAGGCUUGUGGAGCUGACAUAUGAGCCGCCUUUUUCUUUCUUUUGUAACCUUUUUAAAGGAACACACAGACAUAUGUUUGCCUAUUGCUGGACCAAAGGCAAAUACUAGUGCCAAAUGUACCAUGGGAGACAUAUCUUCUCAUCGUUUCACCGGAGGUCAGGGGCCUGAUCGAUGGAUGGACAGACCAUGAGAGGAUGCAACACUUUUUGAGUUCCUUCAGGGCUGCUGCAGUUUGGAUAUUUUGGUUGGUUUUGAAUGAGAAAGUUAUUUCAUCAGCUAAUCAGAUUUCCAUUUUUUCUGUUUUUGCCAAGUCAGUUUAAAGGAUUUUUUUUUAACCUUUUCUUUUUUUCCCCCUUGCUAUGUAUUGGUUGAAAAUGAAUGUGUAGCAUCACGUUUAUUGCCUUGUUCUUAAUUGUUAUGUCUUCUCCCAUUAACGUUUUUUUUUUUUAUUAUUAUUAUUAUUUUAUUUACUUUGUUCUUUGUUAUUAUCUUUUUUUUUGUCUCAUAUUGUGUUGUGCCAACUAAUUUCGCCUCCAAUGUACAGAUAACAUUUUGCCUUUUUGUACAUAUAUAAAGAUCUGGCUUUCAUGAGUUGCACUCUUAAUUGGACCCUGGCAGAAAGCUCUAAAAGCUUAUGAUUAAUAUAACUGUAUUAAGCUCUAUUCUAUUUUUUUUCCUGUUAUUGCACAGGGAUAAUUUCUAUAUAGCUUUUUUUUCCAAAGCACACCACUAUUUCAACUGUAAUAGAAAACCCUUUUCAUAAAAUAUCAUUGCUGAUAUUUUUUCUGUUGAAACACUUUUGCUAGCUGUGUUGAAAAGAGCUAAAAGCAAUAUUUUUAAUGCUCAGCCCACUGAGCUUUUGCAGCUGAGCCAACCUUGUCCUCUAGUGCCAUCUACUGUACAAUUCAUGCUAAUGUUUACACUCAUACUGCCAUUCACUUAACAAAUACCCUGUGCCCCUGCACUCCUAUAGUACAUUUGUACGCCCUGUGCACUGCUGCAUUACAGCACCCAAUUUGUAUCUUAGGCUCAUCACAGAAGACAAAUUAUUAUUCCUUUACAGCAGUGAAGGCAACUGUGCUGAUGUUUGAAAGGAAAGUCCUGUCUUCUUCCAUCUCCAGAAUAAAAAAAAAAUGUUUUUGAGAAGUAAAAAUUAUAGAUAAUUGUGUGAACUGUUUGUUCACACAGGUUCAGAAUAACAGAGAUACAUUUUACAUUGGCCUGGAUUAGACUUAAACUUAAAUCUGGAUUCAGUGCUAAGCUUGUUAGCUGAACUAUAUCUCAAAGGGUUUGUUGUUACAGUGCCUUCACAAAAGUAUUCCUACCCCUUAAACGUUUCCAUAUUUAACGUUACAACCACAAACUUCCUUAUAGAUUAGAAGAAUUGUACUUGAUAGACUAAGUUUCCAGCCCUGAAGAAAGCGUUGUAGAUUUUUUGUAAAUGAAAAAUAUUUGAAAAAACUUUGUAUCAUAUUUCUUCAGUACAUAACUUUUUGUAAACCUAUCCUAAAAUCCUUCUAAUAUUGAAGAUGGUGGUUGUAAUGUGGACAAAAUGUGAAACUACAAGGGGUGUGGAUAUUUGAAAUGCACAGUAUACUUCAAUUUUCACUCAAACAUGUGUUGCCCAAAGUGUGACAUUUAAGAUUUAGAGAAAAAAACGGAAAGGAUAAGAAGCAAAAUGUGUUUUGGAGAACUUGAUGUUGGAAAUUUUUGGCCAAAGAGUGGUGGUCAUAUUUACAGAGUUAUAUUGAUAUGACAAAUAUAACAAUAAAAAAAUAUAUUAUGUUUUAUGCCUUAUGGUAAUAUUUUUAUCAACUGCAUAUUUCACCUUACUUACCUGUGCCCCAUUUUGUGUCAAUUUCCCUCUAAGAAACUUCACACUUUCAUAAGGACACAACAUGGCACAGUUUAAAUAUUGUGGUUGAGAGAUUGAACCCUAUUUAAAGUUUGAAAUAUUGAAAAUUAUUAUGUGAAAAGAGACAAAUGUUUGAUAAUAUAAUUAUUUUUUACUCUAUGUUUCAGGUAAUUCUUUCUAAAUACAUUGAUAUAUCUUAGCUUUGCUCAAAAAUUGUGAUAUUUUGUAAAGACACUUGUAUCAAAGAUAUGGACUGAAGUACACACAAUGUGACUUGAAGACCUACACAUGUACUAUCCAAAACUUGUAUAAAAAAUUGUAUUUCUACUGUAAUUGUGAAUUUGUGUUAUAAAAAUACAUAAUAUAUAUAUGUAUAUGAAAAUAAAGAAACACCCAUUUUCUAUGUGUUUAGAUGAUAUAAGAGAUGAACAAAUGAAGACAGUUUUACUGUAUAUAAACUGUGAAUGAAAUAUAAUUUAAAAUUACUCAUAUUAAUUGUGAAUGUACUCAUGCUUUCUGCAGUACUUAACACGUACCCAACUUGAAUGCUGCUUCUUCUGUAGUGUGACAAUGUACUUUGACCUCCGAGGUGAGAAAUACUGUCAAGUUAUAAGUUGGACAAAUUUUAGUGACGAUCUUACAGAACUAUUUAUUUAUUUAUUUAUUUGCACAUGCAAGUUGAAAUCCUUCCAGUUUUAAGUUUGAGUAUCAAUGCGAGAAGAAAUGCAAUUGCUAAAGUAUAUAUAAUAUAUAUCAUGUGUUUAGAAUGCAUUUUGCAGACACUACCUGUACAUACUAUUUAAGAUACAGUUUUUACAAAAAAAAUUAUAUGUAUAAAACAGAAAAAAUGCUGUGCAGCGAUUAUACUGAAGCCAUUUUGGGCUUCAGGACAUACCAUUUUUUCAAUAUAUAAGAAGUGUUUUGAAUAAUGUACUAAAGUCUCUAUUGUACAAAUAAUAAAAAUGUCAAUAUUGGUAA
Cyprinodon tularosa is the source of this 8620-nucleotide messenger RNA. RefSeq names its product leucine rich repeat containing 7 (gene lrrc7). Gene Ontology annotation, cellular component: postsynaptic membrane; postsynaptic density; adherens junction. The record is from RefSeq and is a predicted model, not a curated record. NCBI's taxonomy places the organism in Eukaryota, Metazoa, Chordata, Actinopteri, Cyprinodontiformes, Cyprinodontidae. Gene Ontology annotation, molecular function: protein binding. The transcript has 33 exons. The coding region runs from base 513 to 5459 and encodes 1648 amino acids. Gene Ontology annotation, biological process: neurotransmitter receptor transport, endosome to postsynaptic membrane; neurotransmitter receptor transport postsynaptic membrane to endosome.